Molecule: messenger RNA, 1668 nt
Organism: Pisolithus orientalis
Lineage: Eukaryota; Fungi; Basidiomycota; Agaricomycetes; Boletales; Pisolithaceae
Product: TPR-like protein
Exons: 2
Biological process (GO): cilium assembly
Molecular function (GO): protein binding
Source: RefSeq, a predicted model, not a curated record
AUGGAUAUGACGGACGACGUGUCCCAAAAGCGGGCAGAGCUGGAAUGCUGUCGUCCUGGGCAAGAUGGCCGUGAUGUUCCCCUUACCGACCUGGCGGAGGCACUCUACUACAGAUUCCAAGAAGAGGGGAAAGUCGACGAUUUGAACGAGGCGAUCACAUUAUUCCGCGCCGCUUUAGAACUCCGACCACUUGGGCAUCACAAUCGGUCUUCAUCACUUCACGGCCUCUCUCUCUGUCUUUCAGACAGAUAUGAUGAGCAGGGGGUAGUUGCUGACUUGGAAGAAGCCAUCACACUCGGACGUGUAGUAGUGGAGCUCCGCCCACCAGGGCAUUCAAGUCGUGGCGUAUCUCUCUACAACCUCGCUGGCUAUCUCCGGUUGAGGUUUGUGAAACAGGCUACGAUUCGCGACUUGGAGGAAGCGAUCGAGCUGCAUCGUGCAGCUCUGGAACUACGUCCCUCUGGACAUCCUGAUCGAUCUUCAUCGCUCCACGAACUUGCUCUCUGUAUCUCAGAUAGAUAUAACGAGCAGGGGGUAGUAGCUGACUUGGACGAAGCCAUCAUGCUCGGACGUGCAGCACUAGAGCUCCGUCCACCAGAACAUCCUCAUCGUGAUGUAUCUCUCAGCAAUCUUGCUGACUACCUCAAGUUGAGGUUUGUAAAACAAGCUGUGAUCCACGACUUGGACGAGACAAUUGAGUUGCAUCGUGCAGCUUUGGAACUGCGUCCUUCUGGACAUCCUGAUCGGUCUUCGUCGCUCCACAGCCUCUCUCUUUGUCUCUCAAGUCGAUAUGAUAAUCAGGGUGUAGCCGGCGACUUGGGUGAAGCCGUCGCGCUCGGACGUGCAGCGCUAGCGCUCCGUCCCCCAGGGCAUCCUGACCGUAGCGUAUCUCUCUACAACCUUGCUGACAACCUCCGGAAGAGGUUCCACAAACAAGCUGCGACGCGCGACUUGGAUGAAGCGAUUGAGCUGCAUCGCGCAGCUUUGGAACUAUGUCCCUCUGGACAUUCUCUUCGGUCUUUGUCGCUCCACCAUCUCGCUCGCUGUCUCUCGCUUAGAUAUGACAAUCAGGGGGUAGUUGCCGACUUAGACGAAGCCGUCACGCUCAGACGCGCAGCACUAGAGCUCUAUCCACUAGGGCAUCCCGGCCGUGGCGGAGUUCUUUACCCCCUUGCUCGUGCCCUCUGGAAGAAGUUUCACAAACAAGCUGACACGCCUGGGUUGCAGCGGGCAAAUUCUAUUCGUAAAGCUGCACCAAUGGUCCGUCCAACAAGCCGUGCUGAUGUUCCCUCCUCACUCUUCGAGCUCUCGCGACACCUCUGGGACAGGUUUCAGAACCAGGCCGCAUUGGCCGACUUGGACGAGGCUAUUUGCCUCGCAACAUACGUUUUGGAGCUCCGACUACCAGGACAUCCUGAUUAUGCUGUUUCCAUCGAACAGCUUGCUCUUUUCGUUGGGGAGGGAGUCCAGCGUCAGAAUGCAAUCGCCAAUCUGAACGAGGCCAUCACACUGUACCGAUAUGCACUGCAAUUCCACCCGACUGGGCAUCCCAGUCGCGCCUCGUCCCUCCACGACCUUGCAGAGUGUCUAGUAGACCGGUUUCGCCAACAACCAGUAGCAGCUGAUCUGGAUGAGGCUAUUGCGCUUGAGCAAGAAGCCGUGCGACUA